This is a messenger RNA of Ficedula albicollis (Collared flycatcher), 3319 nucleotides long. RefSeq names its product adhesion G protein-coupled receptor D2 (gene ADGRD2). Gene Ontology annotation, cellular component: membrane. The transcript has 26 exons. Gene Ontology annotation, molecular function: G protein-coupled receptor activity. Gene Ontology annotation, biological process: adenylate cyclase-activating G protein-coupled receptor signaling pathway; cell surface receptor signaling pathway. The record is from RefSeq and is a predicted model, not a curated record. NCBI's taxonomy places the organism in Eukaryota, Metazoa, Chordata, Aves, Passeriformes, Muscicapidae.
CCAGCUGGUCAGCAUGUUUAGGAGAGACUUGAGACCUGAUUCCUGGUUCUUCAGCUUUCUCGUUGGUCUGUGCAGGAGUCUCCUUGCCUUUGCAGCCCUUGCCAAGAACCAGACUUCUGAAGGUUUUGCUCCUGUCACGAUUGAGACCCCCAGACACACGUACGAAUAUGUGGCCACUGCUCUGGACUGGUGGCAGGCUGGCAGGUACUGUGAGCAGCGCUUUGCCCAGCUGCUCUUUGAACCCCAGGACAGUGAGCAAGGCUCCUUCAGCAAACUUCUGCAGUCCCACCACAUCAGAGGUUCUGUCUGGCUGAAGGAAAGGGACAGUGUCCUGCACAAAACAAAGAGGAGACGUGGCCACACUGUACCAGUCCUGGUAUUCAGAGACAAAACAGACACAAAAUACGUGAAGGUGCUCUCUGACUUCCCGGCCCUGCCUGCUGUCACAGCAUGUGCCCACCUGCAGUGGGACACCAGGACCCAGGAGAUCGCCACCAUCUUCUCCUACGCCGUGCCUGCUUUCAUGAACGAGUUCCAGCUCCGUGGCUUUGUGGAUGAGGAGGGCUUUGUUCGGUUUGCUCUCAUAGUGCACGGGCACCACUCCCCUUACCUGCCUGUGUUCCAUGCUGAUGGGCAGUGGCAUCACUUCUGUGUGACCUGGCAGCAGGAAAAUGGCACCUGGGCCAUCUAUGCCGAUGGGAAAAGGAGAGCAUCUGCCAGUGGUCUGUGUUCUGUGGGGACGCCUGCCCCCCAGGCCAUCUUUGGCCAGGGGACCUUCAUAAUUGGGCAGGAUCAGGAUUCCCUGGGGGGCACCUUCAGGGCAAAGGAGUCCUUCAGUGGGAACAUCACUGACUUGCACAUCUGGCAGAAGGUCCUCAGCACAGAGCAGAUUGAGAAGGUUCGCUCGUGCUGGGUGCUAGAGCAAGACCUCGUUUUUGGGUGGAGCUCAAAUGCCCUGGAAGUGGAGAGCACCGUUCAGGCAGUGACCACACAGCUUCUUUGCCCAGGGCCUGUUGAGGAAUGCAGAGUCCUGGAAGUUGGCAGCAGUGUGUUCAGUUAUACAUCUUGUCUGCAGACUUUGCCUUUCAUCUGUCUCUACAGCAAGGAUGCAUACUGGCAACUGAAGAGAGCUCAGCUGGAGUCCAGUCACUCACUCACCAGCCGUGUGAACAGCCUUGCAGUGAGAACUGUGAUUCCUGACAGUGUCUUCACGAGUGAUGUGCAGGACAUGAACCUCUCCGUGGCUCUUGAUGCUCUUGAUAUCUUGGCAACUGUUCUGAGAGGAGGAGAAGUGCCCGUGCUUGAGCCAUCUGACCUCCUUGCAGUGAUUCAGUUACUAAAGCAAGUUUCAGAUAUGGAAAUCCAGGAGGGAGAUGAGCUGGAGAUGUUGGAGCAGUUGGGCCAGUAUUACAUGGAAGUGACAGACUUAAUUCUGGAAGAGCAGAACAGCAGGACGUGGUCAUCGAUCAGCCAGGUCAUCAGGGGGCCCAUGGCUGUCGUUGAGCUCUGUGACAGAAUGGUGUCACUCUUGGUGCCACUGCUGACCCCAGAGAGGACAAAGAUCAUGAUCCAACAUGGGAAUAUCGGGCUGGAGGUGAGGGAGCUGGAGCUGAGCGAGCAGGAGCUGAGUGCUGAGGCGUAUGUGGUCCAGACCCCCGAGAAAGGCAGGCACGACCUCAUCGAAGUUCCUGCAGAAGAAAUGCAAAGGCUGAAAUCCAGAGGUCUCUACAGGGUCACAGUGAAGAACAUGUGGUUUGGCUACGGCUCCCUGCAGCGCUGCCUGUCCGCCAGCGCCGUGUCCCGGAGCGUGGCUGUCUCUGACGGCGGACAGAAGUCCCUGCGCACCGCGGUGGGCACGGCUGUGAUCUCAUCCACUCUGCUCAGCGACUUCCAGGAGAUCAGCACGUCCGUGCGCUACCGCCUGCAGCACCGUGUCCAGGACCUGCCCAAUACUCUGGUGGGGCCCAUCUGUGCCUUCUGGAACUUCAGCCUCAGCCCAGAUGCUGGUGGGAUGUGGUCCACAGCUGGCUGCUCUGUGGUGAUGUCUCUCCCAGACUCCACUGCCUGUUUUUGCAACCACACCACGAAUUUUGCCAUCCUGCUGCAGGUGUACGAGAUGCAGAGGACCACCAAGGAGGAGUUCACACUGCAGACUUUGACUUUUAUUGGAUGUGGAGUUUCCUUCUGUGCCUUGAUAGUCACCUUCAUUUUGUUCCUGGUAGUUCGCGUCCCCAAGAGCGAACGAACAACUGUGCACAAGAACCUGAUCUUUGCACUGGCUGCAGGAGAAGCUCUGCUCAUGUUCAGUGAGUUGGCCAAGACCAACCAGGUGCUGUGUUUCGUGGUCACUGCCCUCCUGCAUCUCUUCUUCAUGGCAGCCUUCUCAUGGAUGCUGGUGGAGGGGCUUCUCCUCUGGAGCAAAGUGGUAGCAGUCAACAUGAGCGAAGACAGGAGAAUGAAGUUCUACUACAUGACAGGCUGGGGGCUUCCAAUCCUCAUUGUGGGGGUGACCCUCGCGACUUCCUUCAACAAGUAUGUGGCAGCCAACCACUGCUGGCUGAACGUGCAGACCAAUGUCAUCUGGGCCUUCGUGGGGCCUGUGCUCUUCAUCCUGGCUGUGAACACCUUGGUGCUGCUCCGGGUGCUGACGGUGACCGUGGCCAGCGCCCGCAGGAGGCUGAAGAUGCUGACCCCCAACAGCAGCCUGGAGAGCCAGAUUGGAACUCAGAUCUGGGCCACGGCCAAACCCGUCCUGGUGCUGCUGCCCGUGCUGGGGCUCACCUGGCUGUGUGGGGUCCUUGUGCACCUCAGCAUCGUCUGGGCCUAUGUCUUCAUUGUGCUGAACUCCCUCCAGGGCCUGUACAUAUUCCUGGUGUAUGCAAUCUACAACAGCGAGGUGAGGAAUGCCAUCCAGAGGAUGAAGGACAAGAAGAAAGCCCUCUCGUUCACAAACUGCUCUCAUCCCAUCAACUACUUAUCCAGUCCAAGAAACACGACCUCCUGGGAAGGGAAGCUGAGUCCUGCAGCUGGGAGUGCCCUGCCAAGCCCUGUGCAGAGAGAGCCUCCAGUGAAGAGCAUCACCAGCAAAGGAAAUUUUGGAGCCAAAAUUCCCAUUGGAAUUUCAUCAAUUAUGUCACCCGAGAGACCGGCCGUGGAGCUGACAGCGUUCAAAUGCUCAGUGUCUGAGCAGGGCAUCCUCAGACUACUUUCGGGAUGAUGCCAUCCAGAAGCAGUGCAGCUUUCCUCCCCACACUGGAGACAUGAGAAAGGCAGAGAUGGUGGCACCCAGGAGUCUCUGUGCAGCAUUUUGGGUUUCUGA